Sardina pilchardus (European sardine) is the source of this 2284-nucleotide messenger RNA. RefSeq names its product cystinosin, lysosomal cystine transporter (gene ctns). Bases 119 to 1246 code for a protein of 375 amino acids. The record is from RefSeq and is a predicted model, not a curated record. Gene Ontology annotation, biological process: L-cystine transport. The transcript is spliced from 11 exons. Gene Ontology annotation, cellular component: lysosomal membrane. NCBI's taxonomy places the organism in Eukaryota, Metazoa, Chordata, Actinopteri, Clupeiformes, Clupeidae. Gene Ontology annotation, molecular function: L-cystine transmembrane transporter activity.
AACUGCGAGCACGGAACUUGUAGUGGUGUUUACCGAAGAAAGGACAACUAGGCAGGCUGUCUGUGUAAGACCUCUAAGAUGUUCAACGUGCAGUUGUGAAUGUCCUGACAAACCGAAGAUGUCACCAGGUCUCCGACUGUUUUUGUCCGUAGUGGGCAUAUGCUGGUUGGCCGUUUUAAGUGACUCAAGUGUGCUCCUCACUGCCCCGGGAACAGUAGAUUUAGAGCAAGGGGCAUCUAAGAAUAUUACUAUUGGCUCAAGUGCCUCACUGAACGUCACUGUUGCCAUCCUUUUCAACAUCACCUUUGCAUCACAGAAUUACACUGCAGUCCUUGGACUUCCCAGACAGGUGCUUCUUCCAGCUGAAAGCACCUCCACUCAGUUUGAGGUCCUGGCAAAAGAUGUAGGUCAAGUCACUGCUUACUUAUACAGUAACAAUACAGAAAUAUCCAGUCUCACAACGAGGAUCAGAUUUCUGGUGGUCAGAAGUAACAUUCUUGCAAUAAUCAAUCAAGUCAUUGGUUGGAUCUACUUUGUGGCGUGGUCUAUUUCGUUCUAUCCUCAGGCAUAUGAAAACUGGAGACGGAAAAGUGUUGUGGGCCUGAACUUUGAUUUCCUCGCACUCAACCUAACUGGAUUCUUUGCCUAUAGUGUCUUCAAUGUGGGCCUUUUCUGGGUACCCUACUUUAAGGAGGAGUUCUUGAAAAAGGAUCCAAAUGGAGUGAACCCUGUGGAUGCCAAUGAUGUGUUUUUCAGCCUUCAUGCGGUGCUGCUGUGCCUGGUGUAUAUCUGCCAGUGUGCUAUGUAUGAGAGAGGAGGGCAGAAAGUGUCAAGGGUAGCCAUCGGCUUACUAGUGUUGGGCUGGACCUUUGCGCUGAUUUCCCUCUUCGUGGCCGUGGCUGGAAAGAUUACCUGGCUGGAUUACCUAUACUACUUUUCCUACAUUAAACUGGCUGUCACUUUGGUCAAGUACAUCCCUCAGGCCUACAUGAACUUCCAGAGGAAGAGCACAGAAGGCUGGAGCAUUGGCAAUGUGCUGCUCGAUUUCACUGGAGGCAGUUUCAGCAUCAUUCAGAUGUUCCUGCAGUCGUACAAUAAUGAUAAAUGGAGACUCAUUUUUGGAGAUCCAACAAAGUUUGGCUUGGGUUUGUUCUCCAUAUUUUUUGAUGUGAUCUUUAUACUUCAGCACUAUUGUUUAUACCGGAAACCAGGUCCCACGUAUCAAAUAAUACAAGAUGGAGAGUAGGAGUGAGCGUGAACUUUAUACCACAAAGGCCUUGUCAUGUUUGGUUAGUUUGAUAGUUUAGAGUUAUUUUAAUUCUAAACUAACUCUAUGAUUUAAACUCCAAUCUAAUCUUAAGGGAUCAGAGACAUCAUGAAUGUUCGUCUUGGUGUAGUCAUUGUACCCAUGUGUAUAAAUGUUGAGGUAAAUGAGAACAUGCUAUCAGCAUUUGCACCAAAUACACAGAUUUGGCUCUUGAUUUUCAUUGAAAUUUAAAUAUUUGAUUCAGAUAAAUUCUAGAUUGUAUUCACAUAGGAAAACAAUCUGAUAUAAUCACAAGGGAACCAUUGUCCAUGUUUGCUAAAAAAAAUAUUCCAAGGUCAUAACAAAGCAAUAUUUGAUAUUUUCCAUGUUUGUAGUUGUCACAAAUGUCACAUGGUAUGUUUCUGUUUAGUAUGUUUUUUGUUUGUUUGUUUGAUUUUUUUAUAUAUAUAAAAGGGAACAUUUAAGAGUAGUAAACAUUUUCAGAUUCUUUUAUUUUUUUCUUCCUUAAAAAUCCAUGCAAACCAGAAGUCAAAUGUAAAACUGCUCAUCGCCCCCUGUGCCGGCUGGAGCCUGGAGCAUAGCAUUUUGAAUGGUUAUACUUUUAAUAAUUAUAGGUUUAAUAAUGAAAUAUGAAUGGAGUGCUAAGAUAAGAUUGAUACUUGAAUACACCUAUCUUGAAUACACCUAUCUUUGCUCCCUGGUAUCUUUGGCAUUUUAAACACUCCUAGGUUUGGCCUAUUCUGUCCUUUCUUGGUGUGUAGCCUUGGAAACAUAUAAUCCUAUAUGCAAAUAAUACCGGUCUACAAAGAAGCACUUUGGUAACGUGGCCUACUUUACUACUUUACUGAAUAAUGUUCUAGAGGUAAUUGCUCUUUUUUCUGGUAUUGCCAGUCAAUAAAAAAUCUAUUAUUGUGUAUUUACCUUUAUAGAAAUGCAGCCCACUCUAUUUUUGUAUACAAUAAUACUAUGAACGUAUGAUAUAAGAUUAAAUGUAUGAAAUAAAAAGUUUUUACUGUU